Amaranthus tricolor (Joseph's coat) is the source of this 2284-nucleotide messenger RNA. Its product is annotated as 2-methylpropanoate--CoA ligase CCL4-like. The coding region runs from base 375 to 2021 and encodes 548 amino acids. The transcript has a single exon. NCBI's taxonomy places the organism in Eukaryota, Viridiplantae, Streptophyta, Magnoliopsida, Caryophyllales, Amaranthaceae. The record is from RefSeq and is a predicted model, not a curated record.
AAAAGCCCUUAAUCAUAAACUUAACUGAGAAAUCUAAUGCUGUAAGUUCGAUCCAUGCUAAAUGCUACUUAUGUAAAUACUAAUUUAAUUAUAAGAAUUAACUCAAUUUGAAUCCUUUAUAAAUUGAGCCUUUGACAAUUGCACCUUAAAAUAGUUUCGAAAACGACCCUGGCAAUAAUUUAUAGCCAACAACGUCAUGUUCACAACGUCUUGUUUAAUAAUGAAGUAUACAAAUAAAAUUUUGCAUGAUGAAGACAUUGAUUCCACUACAAAUACUCCACUCAUCUCUAGUUGGUGUUUAUCAUUUAGCACAUAAUUCUCCUUUAUUACUCCACCAAUUACAUACUCUUCUUAGUCAACCCAAUCUUUCAUAAAUGGAUCAUCUUAAAUCCAGACCCGCUAAUUCUCCACCACUCACUCCAUUAGGCUACCUUGAAAGAGCAGCCACCGUCUAUGGCGACUGCACCUCCAUUGUUUACUCCAACACCACCUAUACUUGGUCCGAUACCCACCGUCGAUCUCUCCAAAUCGCCUCUUCUCUCGUUUCCUGCGGCAUCCAACGAGGUGAUGUUGUCUCUGUUCUUGCUCCCAACAUUCCGGCUUCUUAUGAACUCCAUUUUGCGGUUCCCAUGGCCGGUGCGAUUCUCAAUAAUAUCAAUACUCGUCUCAAUUCUAGAACCAUUUCUGUGAUUCUUUCUCAUAGCGAAUCUAAGAUUGUUUUUGUUGAUUAUCAGCUCUCUUCUCUUCUUCUCGAAGCCAUUGAUUUGCUUCCUAAAAAUCAUCCUCGUCCCCGAAUUGUUUUAAUCGAGGAAGCCAUUAAUGGCGGUAAAAAUGAACAGUUUUUUACAACAUACGAUGAAAUAAUUAAAAAUGGAGAUCCAGAUUUUGAAUGGAUCCGUCCUGAAUCUGAGUGGGACCCGAUUGUACUGAAUUACACAUCUGGUACUACAUCUUCUCCAAAAGGAGUGGUUCAUAGUCAUCGUGGAUCGUUCAUCAUGUCAAUCGACGCUUUAAUCGACUGGUCAGUUCCUAAACAACCAAUUUAUCUAUGGACUUUACCGAUGUUUCAUGCUAAUGGAUGGACGUUCACAUGGGGGAUGGCGGCGGUAGGCGGCACAAAUAUAUGUCUUCGAAAAUUCGAUGGCGCCGCCGUAUUCGCCGCCAUUAAAACCCAUAACGUAACCCAUCUAUGCGGCGCUCCUGUUGUUCUUAACAUGCUAUCGAAUCUCCCAAACCCGACCCCACUAUCCAAACCCGUUCAUAUCCUCACAGCCGGAGCACCGCCUCCGGCCGAGGUUCUCGGCCGGACUGAAUCCCUCGGGUUUAUUGUCAGUCACGGGUAUGGGUUAACGGAAACGGGUGGGUUAGUUGUUUCCUGUGCUUGGAAACCAAAAUGGAACAAAUUCCCAGCAUCAGAAAGGGCAAAAUUAAAAGCUAGACAAGGAAUUAGAACAAUAACACCAUCAAAAAUUGAUGUAAUUGAUCCAGAAACUGGUAAAUCUGUUCCAAAAGAUGGAAAAUCAGUAGGGGAAAUUGUUCUAAGAGGUGGGUAUUUAAUGUUAGGGUAUUUAAAAGACCCAGAAGGGACUAACAAAUGUAUGGGAAAUGAUGGGUGGUUUAGGACAGGUGAUGUGGGUGUAAUGCACCCAGAUGGGUACUUAGAAAUUAAGGAUAGGUCAAAAGAUAUAAUAAUAAGUGGUGGAGAAAAUAUUAGUAGUGUCGAAGUUGAAUCGAGGAUUUAUAGCUUUCCGGGGGUGAAUGAGGUGGCGGUUGUGGCGAGACCGGACGAGUAUUGGGGCGAAACGCCGUGCGCAUUUGUGAGUUUGAAACAAGGGUUGAAGAAUGUACCAAAAGAAAAGGACGUAAUAGAGUAUUGUAGGAUGAAAUUGCCACAUUAUAUGGUGCCUAAAACGGUUGUUUUUAAGGAUGAGUUGCCCAAGACUUCUACAGGGAAGAUUCAGAAGUUUGUACUUAGAGAUAUGGCCAAGGCUUUAGGGCCUUCAAGAGCAAGUCGUUUGUAAAUUGUGUGGUUGUAGUUGUAAUUGUAAUGCAUUAGUAUAAUAAUGACUAAUGAGCUUGUUUUUAUUGGGGAUUCGGGGUUUACGGUUUUGGACUUUCCUAUAUGGUAAUGCUGUUUACUUAUUUCGUAACAUAUAGGUCGGAAAUUUCUCAUUUGAAAUGUCUAAAUGUAACGUAUUGAAUGGGACCGAAUGAGUGAUGAGAGAAAGUUGUGAAAAGUUAAUACAUAAUUACAUUACAUAUUGAGCUAGAGUGUAAAAAUAAA